Enhydra lutris kenyoni (northern sea otter) is the source of this 4717-nucleotide messenger RNA. Its product is annotated as myeloid zinc finger 1. Gene Ontology annotation, molecular function: DNA-binding transcription factor activity; RNA polymerase II cis-regulatory region sequence-specific DNA binding. The transcript is spliced from 6 exons. Lineage: Eukaryota; Metazoa; Chordata; Mammalia; Carnivora; Mustelidae. Gene Ontology annotation, biological process: regulation of transcription by RNA polymerase II. The record is from RefSeq and is a predicted model, not a curated record. The coding region runs from base 499 to 2709 and encodes 736 amino acids.
AUCCCCGGAAGGCCCGUAAAGAACUGAGGAAAACGUGAUGGGGGGCAUGCGCGGUUGGGAAGACGGCGCUGCUGUCCGUAGCCGCCUGGGAAGCUCGCGCAAGUAGACGGGGCAUGGACGCCUGGAUCUGAGGGGGCGAGCGAGGGAAGAGGCGGCCGGGCGUGUGAUCUGGUCGUUGCGAACAACGCUACCCCGGGGAACGGGAGGAGGGUGGGAAAGGAGGCGAGCGUGGGGGAAGGGCAAGGUGGCGCUCGGGCUGAUGCGUGGAGCAUUCUGGGAGACAGAGUCCGGCCGGGGAGGGGGAAGUCGGCGAGUGCGCAUGCUUGCGAGCGCGGAGCGGCCCGCUGAGCGUGGAGUACAGGUCUGAAGAUGGAACAACGAAGCAUACAGUAGUCGCUCAAUAAGCAUUUACUGCCACUGUUUGUCCUCGCAGUAGCCUCAUCCUCUUCCUCUCCUAGGGAAAGACAUUAUCCUCGGAGCCCCAGCCCAGUCUUUUCAAUGAGGCCCACAGCACUAGGCUCCCCAGGUCACACAGCCCUGGAAGAUGAGGGGCCUGUCAUGGUGAAGCUGGAGGACUCUGAGGAGGAGGGUGAGGCUGCCCAAUGGGAUCCCGGCCCAGAGGCUGCCCGCCAGCGUUUUCGACACUUCCACUAUGAGGAGGCACUGGGUCCCCAAGAGGCCCUGGCCCAACUCCGGGAGCUGUGCCGCCAGUGGCUGCAGCCCGAGGUGCACUCCAAGGAGCAGAUGCUGGAGCUGCUGGUGCUGGAGCAGUUCCUGUGCGCACUGCCCCCCGAGAUCCAGGCCCGUGUGGAGGGCCAGCGGCCAGGCAGCCCUGAGGAGGCAGCUGCCCUAGUCGAGGGGCUACGCCAGGAGCCAGGAGGCCCCCGGAGAUGGGUCACAGUCCAAGUGCAGGGUCAGGAGGUGCUAUCAGAGAAGAUGGAGCCCUCCAACUUCCAGCCCCUCCUUCAAACCAAGCCUCUGACUCCAGAACAUGGGCCUAGGACACCAUCUGAAGCUACGCAGGAGUUACCAUUGGGCCUUCGGGUGAAAGAGGAGCCCACGGUUACAGAUGACCCAGAGCUUCUGGAUUCUGGGCCUCUAGCCAAUCCCCAGGAGGCCACCUCCACUCUCCUGCCUGAAGAGACCCAGGGCUGUGAAAUAGUGCUGGACCAGGCCUCUCCUCACAGCGAAACUGGACUUGAGGGGCCUUCAUGGAGGGAGCAUCCUGGGGUCCUGUGGCAGGAGGAAGCUGGAGGCAUCUUCCCUCCAGGGUUUGCCCUCCACAUGGACAGUGUCUCUGCUGGCCCAGGCACUGUGAGCCCCCACCUCCACAUCCCGUGGGACCUCGGCAUGGCCAGCCUCACAGACCAACUCCGGUCGCCCUCCCAUGAAAGUGGCUUCUCACAUGCACUUGGGCUCCCCAGUGGCCCCGGAGGUGAGCAGAACCCCACGAACGAGGGUCCUCACCAGCUCCUGGGCCCCAUACUGGCCACUGGCCGCUGGCCUACACCCAGGACCAAAGGCCAGGGACGGGGUCGCCCCAGCACAGGCCCCGGGGUGGGGCGGGGUGGCCGCUGCGACGUGUGUGGGAAGGUAUUCAGCCAGCGCAGCAACCUACUGAGGCACCAGAAGAUACACACAGGAGAGCGGCCAUUCAUGUGCAGCGAGUGUGGCCGAAGCUUCAGCAGAAGCUCGCACCUUCUGCGUCAUCAACUCACGCACACUGAGGAGUGGCCGUUUGUGUGCGGCGACUGUGGUCAGGGCUUCGUGCGCAGCGCGCGCCUGGAGGAGCACCGGCGAGUGCACACGGGCGAGCAGCCCUUCCACUGCGCAGAGUGCGGCCAGAGCUUCCGGCAGCGCUCCAACCUGCGGCAGCACCAGCGCAUCCAUGGCGACCCCCCUGGCCCGGGCGCCGCGCCCCCCACGCCUCCCGGUGCCCCGGAGCCCCCAGGCCCCUUCCCUUGCAGCGAGUGCCGUGAGAGCUUCGCGCGGCGAGCCAUGCUCCUGGAACACCAGGCGGUGCACACGAGCGACAAAUCCUUUGGCUGCGUGGAGUGUGGGGAGCGUUUCGGCCGCCGCUCCGUGUUGCUGCAGCACCGGCGAGUCCACAGUGGAGAGCGGCCCUUUGCCUGUGCCGAGUGCGGCCAGAGCUUCCGCCAGCGCUCCAACCUCACGCAGCACCGGCGCAUCCACACGGGCGAGCGUCCCUUCGCCUGCGCUGAGUGCGGCAAGGCCUUCCGCCAGCGGCCCACGCUCACGCAGCACCUGCGCGUGCACACGGGCGAGAAGCCCUUCGCCUGCCCAGAGUGUGGCCAGCGCUUCAGCCAGCGUCUGAAGCUCACGCGCCACCAGCGGACGCACACCGGGGAGAAACCCUACCACUGCAGUGAGUGUGGCCUGGGCUUCACGCAGGUGUCACGGCUCACCGAGCACCAGCGGAUCCACACCGGGGAGCGGCCCUUCGCUUGCCCUGACUGCGGCCAGAGCUUCCGGCAGCACGCCAACCUCACGCAGCACCGGCGCAUCCACACGGGCGAGCGGCCCUACGCGUGCCCGGAGUGCGGCAAGGCCUUCCGCCAGCGGCCCACGCUCACACAGCACCUGCGCACCCACCGGCGGGAGAAGCCCUUUGCCUGCCAGGAUUGCGGCCGCCGCUUCCACCAGAGCACUAAGCUCAUCCAGCACCAGCGCAUCCACAGUGCGGAGUAACGGCACUCACUGUACCCCUUCUUCUCUGCGUCUCCGCUUCUGGCCUUUGGUUACAGAGGAGGGUCUUCGCUCCGAACACUAACCUCACAGGGUUGCUGUGAGGCCUCUGAUCAAGUCUGGGUACAGACGGGCCCACUCAGGACCUGGCGCCCAGUAGGAGCUCAAUAAACAGUAGAUGGACCGUGGGUCUGGAAAUCUACACACUCAGUGCCUCCCGACCUGCACAGGUCCCUCUUCCCCCCACCCCCACCAUCUACCACUUCCGCAACCAUGCAGUCUCUGAGAGCCAUAGACUCCUAGCAGCCCCUCCCAAGGGCUAUGGAUGCCACCUUGUACUGUGGCUCCUGUACUCUUUGCCAUGACAGCUUCAACCAGCACAACCAUGGGCCAAGCCAACUGCCAGGUGAGAACUGGCCCAGUUUUCCCCUACCAGCCAAGAUCAUCAAGGGCAGUACAAGUAGCAAACUGGUGCCCAGAAGGCCAGAGCUAGGGAUGUGUCUAUAAAACUUUAACCUUAAGAAGCUAUUUCUUAGGCAUAAAAGCUAGAAGGUUUUAUCUGGAAAUCUAGAUUCUUUCAUGCAUGUUAACUACCAGCAGAUGCUGAGGUUAGGUUCCCCUUAGGAUACCCCAGCCUGUCCAGAAAUCAAAGUCCACUGGAGGCCCCAGGCCAUUUCUCUAUCCCCCUAGUGAUCAUUCACAUUCUGUGGGCCACAGCUGCCGCCAACCCUGGCCAGGUGUGCAACCCCCAAGGGCUCCCCAACACUGGGUGGUGGUCCCUAUGAAGAAUGUGUUCAGCAGCAAGUCACAGGAAGCACAGCUGUCAGCAGCUUACAUAAAAGUGCGGAUGCUGCCAGUGCAGGUUCAGUGGCUUGCACACUGGGCUGGCAUCUCUGGAACCCUCUGGACUUUUCACAUGCCAUUGCUUCUUGCCCUAAUUAUCUUUCCCUUCCAUCCAAAUUGUGCAGACUCUUGACCUAGUGUGCCCCCCAACCCCAACCAGUGGGUACCCUGGGGGCCAAAAGCAGGAUGAGAAGCAGUGCCAAAGGAAAGAUCUUCAUGCAUCGGGAUCUGGCUUGGGACAUAAACCCCACUCUGGCCAAGUGUCAGCCUGCCCUUGGCCUGAGGGGUUCUAAGAACAACCUUUUGAGGCUCACGUGUCUAAGCUUCUUCCAGGGAUACAGCUGGACUUUGCUACAAGACUGGGGUCCUGAAAUCUGGGAAAGAAGCCAGCCUCAGCCAGAAGCUUCUAGUAGUCAUCCCAAAGAAGGUGUGUUCCCUACCUCUUUCCCUCCCCCACUCCACCCCUCUCCACCGCCCCCCUGACCUACCCCCAGCCAGGACCAGGGCCACUCUGGCAUCUACAUCUGGCAAAGUCAACAACUCCCCAUGGAGGGGUACUUCCAUGUGGCACCGUUGGGAGGUGGGGGGAGGCCACCUGGGCCCUAGGCCAAUACUUCUGUCCUCUUAACCACAAACAGAACUCUUAAGGACCAUGACCUGGGAUAUACUAAUCAGAGGGGUAGAAAGCAGUCACUGGGUCCCUAGGUGGAGGCUAGGAGUCAGAUUAAGAAAGGCACACAAAUACUGAGGUAGCUAGUGUUGUGAGGUUGAGUAUUGCCGAACUUUAUAAAUCCUGUAACAUGGAUUUUUUUUUUCAAGUCCUGUGUGAAUUUUAUAAUCAGAAAAAAAGAGGACAAGAAAGCUCACUCUCGUGUUUUGAUCAUCUUGGUGUUUGAAGAACAUGAAGAGAAAUCUGCACACGUAUGACUACUUAAGAACCUGAAAUUACACACAGGAAAAAUUAUUAACACACGUGAAAGGCAUGGCGACAACAGGCCAGGGCCCAGUGCCCAAAGUCAUAAGUCCACAGACUCGCCUGCUGAGCCAGUCCUCUAAGAAAGAAACAUGAAGUGAUGGGAGAGUCCCCCAUGAAGGGUCAUUUCUGCAGUUGGCUGGGGUCAGCCCUGCAAGCCAGGCUGGGGGUUGUGAACCCAAGUGCUACCAUACU